Chara braunii is the source of this 1485-nucleotide messenger RNA. The record is from the annotation of a GenBank genome assembly. NCBI's taxonomy places the organism in Eukaryota, Viridiplantae, Streptophyta, Charophyceae, Charales, Characeae.
AGCUGUACACAGAAACGGAAGACUGGGACAGCAGGAGAUGCGAGAACAACCCUGGCAGCAGGUUUGGUCAAAAUGCUCCGCUGCUGUGACCUGGGAACAACGGGAGGGAAUGGAGGCGGACAUCACGAUUGAAGAGAUUGAAGGUGCAGCAGCAGACCUCCCGAAGCGUAAAGCAGCAGGACCAGAUGGUAUGCCAAUGGAUCACUUGCAUGCAGUGAUGCCAACUGUUUGCCUGAUGCUGGGUGAGAUGUUCAAUGCUUUCUUGUCAGGACGGCAAAGGAUGCCAACGGGAUUUGGGGGGGCUACUAUUGUGGUGCUACAUAAAAAAGGAGAUCCUGCUGAGAUCCGGAAUUGGAGACCGGUGUCUCUCCUGUCGGCCCCAUACAAGCUGUAUGCUAAGGUGUUGGCAAACAGGCUGGCAAGGGUGCUCCCGAGCCUGAUUCAUCCAACACAGACGGGUUUUGUCAGAGGACGGCAAAUCCUGACGAACGUCAUUAUGAUCAGAGAGGUGCUGCACACGGCAGCCCAGGUAAACCCGCCAUUGGCAGUGAUGCUGUUAGAUUUCGAGAAGGCAUACAACAAAGUACGUUGGAGCUUUCUAUUACAUGGUCUGGAAAUGUGGGGUUUUGGGGAAAGGUUCUGCAAAUUAAUGGCUUCCGAUCAUGUUCGCUCAACAUCACAAGGUCCGUUCGUCAGGGCUGUCCACUGUCACCGGCGCUACGAUACGGCGGCCAUCUCGGAGGUGACACAAUCAAGUGUGACGGCUCUCAAAGAGAAGGUUCAACAGUUUGAACAUUACACAGGGGCACGGGUUAACUGGGCCAAGUCGGCAGUUAUUGCGCCAGAGGUAGCUGGGGAACAAUGUUUUCAAGGACUUGAAGCUAGAGGUGUCAGAAAAGUUACCACAGGGAUAACUGGCUUGUGGAAGCCAAGCGUUCAUAGCGACGUUGCUUUUUUAUCCUUCGAUGUCGGCUCUUCCUAUCAUUGUGAAGCAGAAUUCACCAAGUGUUGGAUUGUUCACCCACCAGCAGGGAACGUGAGCUGGGCUUAGACCGUCGUGAGACAGGUUAGUUUUACCCUACUGAUGCACCGCCGUCGCAAUGGUAAUCCAACCCAGUACGAGAGGAACCGUUGGUUCGCACAAUUGGCAAUUGUGCUUGGCUGAAAAGCCAGCGGUGCAAAGCUACCGUGCGUGGGAUUAUGACUGAACRMCUCUAAGUCAGAAUCUGUGCUUGCAGCGACGGCGUAUGCCUCCUCGGAUGAUACAAGGUUGUCGAUAGGGCCAGCCCGUCUGGCCCCGAAAGCAUAAGUUCGGAGUUGUCCCUCCUGCGGUGGAGCACCGAUGCCCAGGGGGUCUCUUCAUCGCAAUUUCUUUCGCUCGGGGAGUCAAACCCUUUGCAGACGACUUAGACAGGGAACGGGGUGUUGUAAGCAGUAGAGUGGCCUUGUCGUCACGAUCUGUUGAGAUUCGGCCCUUUGUUCCAA